Molecule: messenger RNA, 1283 nt
Organism: Nelumbo nucifera (sacred lotus)
Lineage: Eukaryota; Viridiplantae; Streptophyta; Magnoliopsida; Proteales; Nelumbonaceae
Gene: FER4
Product: ferritin 4
Biological process (GO): intracellular iron ion homeostasis; iron ion transport
Cellular component (GO): cytoplasm
Molecular function (GO): ferric iron binding; ferrous iron binding
Source: RefSeq, a predicted model, not a curated record
CACCCCUUUCCUCAUUCCCCCUUUUCGUCACUUGAGUCCUCACUCCUCGCUAACUUCCUUUUCAUGAUCUCUUCUUCCUCCUUUUUCGAUUUCUGAUUUCUUUUCUCAUUUAUCAUAUAACAAAUCAUGAUAAUUAGAGCUGCUGCUUCUGGUCUCUUUGUCCCGACCACACAAGGGGAGAGUCUUGUUCCCCUUUUCUCCUCGUCCGCUUCUUUGUCUUCUCCCUCCCGGAGAAACGCGGGCAAUGGAUUUAUUGUCUGUGCAUCAAAAGAGUCUCAAUCACUCACGGGCGUUGUGUUUCAGCCAUUUGAAGAAGUGAAGAAAGAACUUGCCCUCGUCCCCUCUGCUCUCCAAGAGUCGCUGGCUCGUCAGAAGUACACCGAUGAGUGUGAAGCUGCCAUCAACGAGCAGAUCAAUGUGGAAUACAAUGUCUCUUACGCGUAUCAUGCUAUGUUCGCCUACUUUGAUAGGGAUAAUGUUGCUCUCAAAGGCCUGGCCAAUUUUUUCAAAGAGUCGAGCAAAGAAGAAAGGGAGCAUGCAGAGAAGCUGAUGGAGUAUCAGAACAAGCGAGGAGGAAAAGUGAAACUACAGUCCAUACUAAUGCCAUUAUCUGAAUUUGAUCACCCUGAGAAGGGGGAUGCACUGUAUGCAAUGGAGCUUACAUUGGCUUUGGAGAAGUUAACAAAUGAGAAGCUUCUGAAGUUACACAGUGUGGCAGAUAAAAACAAAGAUGUGCAAUUGGCUGAUUUCAUUGAGAGCGAGUUUUUGACUGAGCAGGUGGAAGCGAUCAAGAAGAUCUCGGAAUAUGUUGCACAACUGAGAAGAGUUGGCAAGGGACAUGGAACAUGGCACUUUGAUCAGAUGCUCCUUCAUGAUGGGGCUGUUGCAUAAUGAAGAAUGGCUUUCUUGGUUUAGAAUUUUAGGACUACAUAUUGAGGUGUCUGUGGGUAUUAGAUCCUUGUUCUGUGGAGUGGAUGGAAAACUAGUAUUAAUGUGCAGAUGGAUUUUAAUUAGGUGAACACCACAAUCGUUGAUGAGAAAAACUGUCUUAGGAAACUAGUUUGUAUGAAGCUUUGUUCCAUUAGACCUUUGUCGUUUCCGUGAGCCAGAGUCAUAAUGGGAGUGGCCGAGUGGGUCAUAGUGCCACAAAAAAUGAUAUUAGGUUAGGUCCUUAUCUGCCACAAAAAAUGAUAUUAGGUUGAGUCUUCUCAUCUAUGUAUUUAAGCGCCAAGAUGUAUUGAACGAAGAAUUUAAUGCUUUUUCUUGAAAUAUUGUUCUCAGAA